UCUAUAUAUCUUUUCCACAGCGCUGGACAAUCACAUGUCUCGCUCUCGGGCCACCCGUCGUCUAGUUGUUCAUCCCAUUCUUUUCUGCCACGCUCCUUCAUUUUCUCGUUCACCCUCUCCCACCUCUCUUUGCUUUAAGGUUUCGUCGCCAUGCAAGCACGCCUUACGCCAGAGUAACUCUACACCUGAACGCUCUCGGGCCGUCCGUCGUCUAGUUUCUUGGAUGAAACAGAUGCAACAUUUCAUUUUAGAGUUGACUUUUUGUGAGGUGUUGCUGCGUGCGCAGGAGCGUUUUCUGGUUCUUCAGCAUUCUUUACACAUGCGCAUUUUGCUGAAUGCCGUUUUCGUUCAUGGAUGCUUUGGUUAUGGUUCUGAAGGAGAAGCCUUUGCUGCGCUGUGGGAAAAAUUGGGCACAAAAGGCAGAUCGGGUUGCUUUCACAUUUUCCCAAGGGUGGUGACAUUCACAACCAUCUUUCUGGUACUGGGCACGCCAAGGUAUGGCUUCGGUUUGGGAGGGACUACAAAUUGACACGAGGAGAACAUUUCUACACCCGACAUGAGGUGAAUCCUCACAGUAGUCGCGGUGCAGUUCUGUGGGAGACUAUUCCCGCAUGCAAACAUGCACAACUUGAACGGCAAGAACGUGGGCAGUUCAAACAACUUCAGGAGCUCUCGAAGACCGAGCAAAAAGAAUGGGUGAACAAUGUUCUUGUGCUGGAAAGAGGGAAAGGAGAAGAUUCAAGACACCACUUCUAUGACAAGUCCUUCAAGGUCCUGGGAGGCUUGACUGACAAUUUGUAUGUGAAGACAGAGAUACUGGUAUAUUGGAUGAAACAGUUGGGAAAGGAAAAUGCUGUUUACCUGGAGACUAUGACGGGGUUGAAAUUUGACAAAAAUUGUUCAGAGGUCAAACAAUCGGAUGCUUUGAGCUAUAUUGAAAAACGCUUGCGUGAAACAGAUGCGGUUGACAGCGGAGUGGUUGUGUACUUCCAGCAGCAUGUGCCCCGCACACACGAUCAUGCUCAGCAGCGUUUGCUAAAAGUGAUUUCUUUUCUGGAUUCAGGGAAUUUUCCCCGUUGGGUGGGUGGCAACAUAGUGGGUCCUGAACACGAUGAUCGCGGGUCUCUUGACUUACUUGUCACACCGAAGAUUUCCGCUCAUCUAUCAGCAUGCAAGAGCUGCCGAUGGUCAGUGCAUGCCGGGGAACUGAGAUGCAAGAACUGGAACGUUCUUGAUGCCAUUGAGAAGUUUAAUGCAAGUCGUAUCGGACAUGGUCUCAACUGGUUGGAUGAUGGCAACAUUAUGGAAGAGACGCUAAAACGCGUGCGUACGCGUGACAUUUUGAUUGAAACAAACCUUGUUUCCAACAAAGCACUUGACAUUCUGGGUGCAAAAGAACAUCCUUUGCUUCGUUUCUUGCAGCACCACAUUUCGACCUGCCUUUGCACGGACGACUCUGCCAUGUGGGGCUCUACACUGACCGACGAGUACAUGCUGGCUGCUACAUUGAUUCCAUCAGAGAAACUGUUUGAUGCUUUCUUUCAGAUGGGCUUCGACUCUCUCAAGUAUUCUUUUGCCCCCGAGGAUGAGAAGCACAUACUUCUUGAUCAGUAUCAAAAUCGCAUUAAUGAGUUUUCUCAGUCAUGCUUGGGAAACUUGAACGAAACUUCAGCGGAAGAUUGCUAUCAGACUCCGAACAGUAUUUCCAAAUUUGCUUGUGCAGAGUGGGAGGGGUUGUGCCCCAACAAGCAAAUGCAGCCGAACAUUUGGGACAUGAUCUGGUGCGCGCUUUAUGUCAGAGGACUUGGUCGUGGCUUUCUGAGGCCAGAUCGCCUUUUUGACAUGUCGUUAUUUUAUUUUUAUGUGAUGUACAGAAUUUUCGGCUGGAAUUUUAUAUGGGACAGUUUGGUGAGACAUGCUAUUUUGAUAACUUUUGUCAUUUCGAGCGUAGCAUACUUGCUUGGUGGAAGAUGAUUAUGCCCGCAGUGUGAAAGGUAGGGCAGUCACGUUAGCCACAAAGGCCAAUGAGCCGUCACAUCUAGAUGGCGCGCUCUGCUUCAUCUCCUUGAAUUCUGGAAGGCGGCUAUGAGAAAAGGCCAGAUGCUUUCCGGUUUGGAUGGUCAAUUAA
Durusdinium trenchii is the source of this 2128-nucleotide messenger RNA. The record is from the annotation of a GenBank genome assembly. Lineage: Eukaryota; Dinophyceae; Suessiales; Symbiodiniaceae.